Molecule: messenger RNA, 795 nt
Organism: Pleuronectes platessa (European plaice)
Lineage: Eukaryota; Metazoa; Chordata; Actinopteri; Pleuronectiformes; Pleuronectidae
Product: poly(A) polymerase type 3
Exons: 7
Coding region: 259-795 (178 amino acids)
Cellular component (GO): nucleus
Molecular function (GO): poly(A) RNA polymerase activity
Source: RefSeq, a predicted model, not a curated record
CACACACCAACAAUGCGAAUUUGAGCUUAACAAUCAGUCGGACUUGUGGGCCUAGACUAAGCCUUCCAACAGGGCUAGCACCGUGGGCCCCCUCUGCUUGUGGCUAGCACUUUACACGGUUGCUAAGGUGCUGAUAUUGAUGCUCCUUGUGUUGGGCCUGUAUUUCUUGAGAGAACGGUCUUCUUCACCUCUUUCUUUAAGAAGAUCAAAGCCCAGGAGGAGGCCAAAGACAUACAGGUUGAUUUAGUCUAUGCCCAUAUGCUACAGAGGUCUCUCGGUGACACACUCAACCUUCUUGAUGACAUUUGGUUGAAGGAUAUGGAUAAAGCCUCUGCCAGGAGUCUCAAUGGUUACAGAGCAACAGAGGAAAUCCUCCGUCUUGUGCCGAACGUCUCAACCUUCAGGCUCGCUCUGAUAGCCAUCAAGCUGUGGGCCAAAAUUUUCCCUUCAGGACGCAACAUUUACUCUAGCAAGCUGGGCUUCUUGAGCGGGGUAUCCUGGGACAUUCUAGUCGCCAGAAUUUGCCAGUUUAAUCCAAACGUGACAGCAUCCCGCCUGGGAUUGGCCUAUCCCUAUUCGUCUGAGGGUAGUGCCGGUGAUCAGUACCACUUGAUGCUGAUCAUCACGCCGGCAUACCCCCAACAGAACUCAGCAUUCAAUGUGUCUCUCUCCUCGCUGACCAUCCUGAUCGAGGAGAUCAAUCGAGGAAUCCUCUGUUACAUCCAGAACCAGCAAAGCCACUCGAGCCUCCACAGCUGCACAGGCCACAAAGAGACCUCGUUCUCCCUCACCUGA